UGUCAACUUCAGUUCAGCGUGCCGCUGUCAAAGUUCUUUUCCGUUUCCUCUUUAACGAAGCGCAGUCAAGAUGAAAGCAAAAGGAUUGCUGAAGGAAUAUCAAGUGAUCGGGCGUAAGCUGCCCUCGGAUAAGGAGAGGAACCCUCCUCUAUUCAAGAUGCACAUCUUCGCUCCGGAUCACAUCGUAGCCAAGUCGCGCUUCUGGUACUUCCUGCGCCAGCUGCGUAAGUUCAAGAAGGCCACCGGUGAGAUCGUCUCGGUGAAGCGCAUCCUGGAAAAGACGCCGCUGAAGGUGAAGAACUUCGGCAUCUGGUUGCGCUACGAUUCUCGCUCCGGUACCCACAACAUGUACCGUGAGUACCGUGACCUGACCGUCGGCGGUGCCGUCACGCAGUGCUACAGUGACAUGGCUUCUCGCCAUCGUGCCCGUGCCCAUUCGAUCCAGAUCAUCAAGGUGGAAGCUAUCCCCGCGUCCAAGGUGCGCCGUGUGCACAUCAAGCAGUUCCUUGAUUCGAAGAUCCGAUUCCCGCUGGUGCAGCGAUACCACCACAAGCGCUACCGAAAGCUGUUCUCCUACCGCCGCCCGGCCGACUACUACCUGUAAGCAGCGAUCCGACCAAUCGGACCGCUCUUGCCUCACCGCCGCCCCAUCAUUACCGUCAGCGUUUGGUCGACGACUGUGCGUCGUGUAUCACCUUUUAUUUGGUGCUUUUCGGAUAUUGUGCUUGCGCUUUUGUCUUGUGGUGGCGGUGGUGUAGUCGGUGUAUUCUGGUAUCACCAGCAUCAUGGUCUGGGGCUUCAGUUAACGCGAUGUGUGCAUCAGGGAGGAAACUGAAUCCUUUUUGUUGUUGCAUCGUACUGAAAAGCAAGAAAUUUCAACGCAUUUGCCCGUUCCAACAUCAACUAGGGCUAUGUUAAUGUGGAGAAGAAAGUGAAUAAAAAAAUGGUGAAAAUACCUUA
Molecule: messenger RNA, 960 nt
Organism: Anopheles coustani
Lineage: Eukaryota; Metazoa; Arthropoda; Insecta; Diptera; Culicidae
Gene: RpL18A
Product: large ribosomal subunit protein eL20
Exons: 3
Coding region: 71-604 (177 amino acids)
Biological process (GO): translation
Cellular component (GO): ribosome; cytosolic large ribosomal subunit
Molecular function (GO): structural constituent of ribosome
Source: RefSeq, a predicted model, not a curated record